CCUUCCGCAACUCCUCUUCUUCCCUUCUCCUCUUCUCCCCCGGACCUUCGAAUCCACUCCAAACAAUCAAUCAAUCAACUCCCAUCAAUUACAAUCCCACUUCGCUCAUCCGCUCCAUCUCCAUCGCCAUGCUCUCCCGCGUCCCCCGGGCUCUUCGACCCUCAGCCAUCCGAUCUCUCCGCGUUGGCCGCAUCGCAGCUCCCGCAGCUGUCCACCCCCAGCCUCAAUCCACGCCCCUCCGUCGAGGCUUCCACGCCUCCCCUUCGAUCCGCAAGGGCCUCUACCCGGACUCCGCGGAUCCUCCUGCCCCGAACCCGCAGUCGAGCAAUGUCGCCGGCGCCGCCACCCACGUCACGGAGCCAUCGCCGUUGACAGACGGUCAGUAUCACGAGUAUGCCGAACAUUACCUGAACAUGCUCCAGACGGAGGUGGAGAACACUCAGGAGGAAGGAUCGGAGAUGGAGGCGGAAUAUAGCGCCGGCGUCCUCAACAUCGGUGUCCCCGGAGUAGGCACCUACGUCUUGAACAAGCAACCGCCCAACAAGCAGAUCUGGCUGAGCUCGCCGAUCUCCGGACCCAAGCGAUACGACUGGGUGGUGGAGGGCGACCAGAUGCACGAGAAGCAAGAGUCGAGACCUUUUGUCAACGGGCAAUGGGUUUACCUGCGCGACGGGUCGAACCUGACUGAUCUGUUGAACUCCGAGUUGACGCUGAAGAUUCCCAAGGAUGUCUACAGCGAGGAGUACUCAUAAGUCGGGAGUCAGGGUCUAUUCGCAUUUUGAUGACUGGUUGCCAGGCGAUGGAAUGCGACGAGGUGUCUUGAUCUAUCGGGAUUUAUGGAAACGAUUUCGAAGGUGGAAUAUGUAGGAUAUAGGAUGGGGGUCUUUGUGGUUCAAUUUUAUUGCGAGAAAGAGCAAGAGAAGUUCAUAAAUUUCGGCACCAGGGACUUUUUAGUCCUUCUGGAUGCGCAGAUAUCAUCAGAAGUAAAUGUUACAAUAAU
Aspergillus steynii IBT 23096 is the source of this 1000-nucleotide messenger RNA. Its product is annotated as frataxin family protein. Gene Ontology annotation, molecular function: ferric iron binding; iron chaperone activity; 2 iron, 2 sulfur cluster binding. Lineage: Eukaryota; Fungi; Ascomycota; Eurotiomycetes; Eurotiales; Aspergillaceae. Gene Ontology annotation, cellular component: mitochondrion. The transcript is spliced from 2 exons. Gene Ontology annotation, biological process: intracellular iron ion homeostasis; iron incorporation into metallo-sulfur cluster. The coding region runs from base 129 to 752 and encodes 207 amino acids. The record is from RefSeq and is a predicted model, not a curated record.